AUGCGCCUCUUAGACAGAGCAAAGGGUGAGAAAUUCACUCCUUCUUCUGACUUUUAUGAUCACCAAUUCUUUUACAGAAUAGGUCCUACAAAUGGUUCAUUUGUGACGGAAUUCAUUCUAAUGGGGCUAACAGAAGAACCUGACCUCCAAAUUCCCCUAUGGAUCCUAUUUCUAGUGAUGUAUAUCGUCACUGCAUUGGGAAAUUUGAGUUUGAUAAUCCUAAUUGUGAUGAAUACACACCUUCACACCCCAAUGUACCUUUUUCUUUUUAACUUGUCCUUUAUAGACUUCUGUUAUUCUUCUGUGACUACACCCAAAAUGCUGGUAAACUUAUUAAGCAAGAAUGUUAUCUCUUACAUGGGAUGUAUGACCCAGCUUCACUGUUUUUGUUUUUUUGCCAUUUCUGAAUGCUAUGUGCUGACAUCAAUGGCUUAUGAUCGCUAUGUGGCCAUUUGCAAUCCACUUUUGUAUAACACUGCCAUGUCUCCUAAAGUGUGUUCCUACCUUAUAUUUGCUUCAUACUUGAUGGCAUUUUUUGAUGCCAUGAUUUACACUGGAAGCAUGCUGACACUGACCUUCUGUGAUGGAAACAUCAUCAACCACUAUUUCUGUGAUAUGCUUCCCCUGCUCCAGCUCUCUUGUACCAGCACCUAUGUCAAUGAAGUAGAAAUUUUCAUUGUCGGAGGAAAAGACAUCAUUGUGCCUACCUUCAUAAUCUUUAUCUCAUAUGGAUUCAUCCUUCCCAACAUUUACCAAAUAAGGUCUACUGAGGGUAGGUUCAAAGCUUUCAGCACCUGCAGUUCCCACAUAAUUGCAGUUUCUCUAUUCUUUGGAUCUGGUGCAUUUAUGUAUCUCAAACCCUCAUCAGCUCUAUCUAUGGAUGAAGGAAAGAUCUCUUCUGUCUUUUAUACUAUUGUGGUUCCCAUGUUGAACCCCUUAAUCUAUAGCUUGAGGAAUAAAGAUGUUAAAAUUGCUCUGAGAAAAACCCUGAGCAGAAGAAAGUUUUGA
This is a messenger RNA of Castor canadensis (American beaver), 1008 nucleotides long. Its product is annotated as olfactory receptor 8B8-like. Gene Ontology annotation, molecular function: olfactory receptor activity; G protein-coupled receptor activity. Lineage: Eukaryota; Metazoa; Chordata; Mammalia; Rodentia; Castoridae. The record is from RefSeq and is a predicted model, not a curated record. Gene Ontology annotation, cellular component: membrane. Gene Ontology annotation, biological process: G protein-coupled receptor signaling pathway.